AUGUCUUUAAAUGACUAUCCUGGCUUUCAGAUUAAAUCUAGUAGGGAACUACAAUCGGUGGAAGAGGAUUCGAUGAAUUCCAAUGCUGACUCAAAUUAUAGUUUUUACCCGAUUGACGAUAGUGAAAUCACAGACAUAGAUUCAUCAUGUUCUCAAUCCGACAUUAAAGAUACCCAAGUGGAGGAUGGACGCAGAUGUGAAGAUGUAUCAGGCAAUGAUGGAAGCUCUAAUCGGAUUAAGAUUCUAGGGACCAAAAGUUUGGCGGAUCUUUUGUCAGGUAAGCAACUUUCUAAAAAGUCUGAAAUUAAAGCGGGAAAAGUAGAAGCCGUAAAAGAUCAUGGGGCAGAAAAAACCCAACUUAUCAUUUCUCAUGGUUGCAAUGCUACGAGCCUGAAGAGGGACCUAGAUGUUUUAGAAUUGGAGAAAAAAAUGUUCAAGAAUAUUUCCAGGAGUCAGCCUGCAAGUGACUUUUUUGGGCAAUCGAAGCAAACUUACAAAUCGUCAAAUUUAUUUCCAGUGAACUCUAAAGAUACGAAGGAAAUGUCGAUGUAUAUGCAAGGCUCUUUGGUACCUUUGAGUUAUAAAAAGGAUGCUCAAAUCAAUGAACCAAAACUAAGUGAUUCAAUGACACCUGAUAUUUAUAACAAGUUGUUAGAGUCGAAGAUAUGUGGAGAAACUAAGAGAAAGACUUCACCGAAGGAUAUUUUCAAGUCCUUGAAGCCGAUAAGAAGAGACAGCCAACAUUUAAUUACUCUAAAGUUAAGUCCAAAAUUAUUAUCUAACGUGAAGCUUAAUAGUUCAUUCAAAACGAAAGGAAAUUACGACCUUUUGAGUUCUUCUACUGAGGUAAUCGAUUUAACAGAUUUUUUUGAUCAGAAAGGUCUGAGAACAAAAGAAAAAGAAAAAGACAUCGGCAAGUCACUACAUAAGACCAUAUCUCAAAAUACAAAACGACUAGAUCCUCCGAUUCUCAAAAAAAAUGAAUUCCACAUUGUUGAUACUUCACGGCUUCUUCACAGGAACACAGCAUUACUCUGUCUUCCUCUGAAAGUGCUUCCAGUUCUUAAUGACACCCAAAUCACGGACAAGUCUACUUUUCUUUUUGAAAAAGAAUUCCCUAACUUUCCCAAACUUAUAAUAGAGCCAUCAACUCAAAGCAUUAACAACCUAGUUUCGAAAGCAUUACCAAGCUUAACAAAAAAUUCUGCAUUAGAGUUCAUAACUGAAGAGUUUAUAUUUAACACUUCAAAUAACAACAACUCAGAACUAUGGAUAAAUUUAUUUCAGCCCCGCAAAUUAAACGAUGUCUUGAUUUCGCCAAAGUUUCGGGAAAAAAUCAGGGACUGGAUCAGAAAUUGCUUUAAGAAAUUAGAAUCCAAGUCCUUUGCAUCUUCCCGGAAUGUACAACUAAAAAAACAAAAGCAGAAAAUAGACUCCAUGGAUUUUAUGGUUGAUGAUAACAGUCCAAUAAUUUUUGAAGAAGAGCAAGAGGAAACAUAUGUUCCGUUAUUGAUCAUUCAAGGCUCGAUAGGGUCUUGCAAAUCAUCAGCAGUUUAUGCUUCUGUGAAUGAAAUUGACGGAUAUGUUUUUGAAGUGAAUUCUGGGCAGCCUCGAGGAAAAAAAGAUAUAUUUCAUAAUCUCAAAGAGUUUUCCACCACUCAGUUGGUACAUAAGCGGAGUGAAUCCCGACAGUUCCAGAAAGGGUUGGUUUUAUUUGAAGAUGUUGAUAUCCAAUUCGAUCAAGAUAAGAACUUUUGGGCUGUUGUUCAAGAAAUCUUAAAUAUUACACGUCGCCCUAUCGUUUUGACCUGUCAGAGUGUUGACAAUAUUCCACAAAAUUUGUUGGACGUUUCGAAAAAAUCAAAUUCUUUGAUAAAGCUUGACGAUGAACCUCCGAACAUUGAUUUGCUCCAGAACUACCUUUGGCUCUGUUGCAUUAGUCAAGGUUAUAAUUUAGAAUCUUUGGUGAUACGCGAAAUUCUAGAUGAGAGCUACAAUGGGACUAGCUAUGACGUGCGGAGAUCCUUAAUGAACUGCCAAUUACUUUGUCAAAGCGACAUGGAAAAGAAUGAUUCCCAAGUGAAGAAUUUGUCUUUUCAUUCAGCUUAUUCAGUUGAUACUUCCGGUGGACCUUAUGGAACACUUGAAGUCUGUGCUGAUAGAUUGGAAUGUCUCUCUGAAGCUGAUAUAAUUUCGACAAAUACAAACUCGUCACUCACUCACGAUUCCUAUUUCAGCGAAUUGUUGGGGACAUACCAAAUAAGCCAGGCAUCCAUGCUUAGAGAACCAACGUUGGAACAUGAAUUGAACGUUGGGGAUUAUAUAUUAGAUGUUUUAAAUAUAGGUGAUAAAGAGCCUGCUAAUAAGCUAUCUUUUAAUCAAACCAGGGAAGUAUGCGAAAGAUUUAUUGGUUCUAGAGCUAAAAAAUUGCCCAAAUAUAUGUUGGAUCUUAAUUUUUACGGAAGAGUAACGAGAUCUUCUAGGUCAGAGAAUCAAAUAAUAAAUAGAAGUAUUAAUUCUUCCACGGGAAUACCUGAGUCCUCACUCAUCAACAAUUUAUCACAAAUUACCUUCAUAAUAGAUCUUUUACCGUUUUUCAGAAACUGGUUUAGUUUUCAAAUACUUUUGAACCAAAUGGAGCAGGAAAGUCAGAGUAAAAGUGGCAUUAGCAUAAAGAAAUUUUUGAAUUAUAGAGAUUUCCAAAUUUUACCGGGAAAUUUGAUCGAUACUAUUAACUAUUACUUGAUAUAA
Molecule: messenger RNA, 2751 nt
Organism: Priceomyces carsonii
Lineage: Eukaryota; Fungi; Ascomycota; Pichiomycetes; Serinales; Debaryomycetaceae
Exons: 1
Coding region: 1-2751 (916 amino acids)
Cellular component (GO): nucleus
Molecular function (GO): DNA binding
Source: RefSeq, a predicted model, not a curated record